Argiope bruennichi is the source of this 699-nucleotide messenger RNA. RefSeq lists its product as uncharacterized. Bases 1 to 699 code for a protein of 232 amino acids. Lineage: Eukaryota; Metazoa; Arthropoda; Arachnida; Araneae; Araneidae. The transcript has 2 exons. The record is from RefSeq and is a predicted model, not a curated record.
AUGGCAAGUGCCGAGGUUGGAAAGUUUCCAGAGCCGGCAACUACCAUCCCUUGUUGGGCUCCGUGCUGGGCGAUGCCGCCGGACCUGAAUCAUUAUCAAUGUCAUAUGGGGUCUUUUUCUAACGUCGUCGAAGCCAAAUCUACUACUCGUUACAUGGUCAUUCAUACACCUAACACUUUUCAUUCCAUUUCUCCGUUUCUUAUUAAUAAACUCAUCUUAUCUACUAUUGGUGAGGUUCAAAAUAUAAAAAAAUUACGCUCUGGUGAUCUACUAUUACAGGUAUCCGAGAAACAAGCAUUGCAGAUCAGUAAAAUGACAACACUGAGUUCCUUCCCAAUACAAACAUCGUACCAUAAAACAAUGAAUAUAUCACGUGGUGUACUCUCCGAACCCGACUUUAUAAAGGUUUCUGAAGCAGAAUUUUUGGAAGAGCUACGAGAUCAAAAUGUAUGUGCCGCUCGUCGCAUUAAUAUUCGACGAGGUGACAAACUUGUUCCUACGCAACAUGUUGUUCUUACAUUUCAAACGCCGGUUUUGCCUAAGUCCAUAAAAGGCGGUUAUAUUAAUUGCAAAAUUCGACCCUACAUCCCCAAUCCUCUACGAUGUUUUAAAUGUCAGAGAUAUGGAGCUCGAUUCUUCAGCUUCACACAAGAAAAUUCCUGCAGAGGGUAUAAAGAAGAAGAAAAAACCUCCAGAUAA